AUGGAAGAUAACAUCAACAAUCAACGAGUUCUUCGUGAUUUUGCUAUAACUACUACACAUGAUGGUUAUUCUAGUGUAGUGAGACCUGCUGUGGUUGUUAACAAUUUUGAGAUUAAACCUUCUAUUGUUCAGAUGGGGCAACAAAACCAAUUUAGAGGGUUAGAAAAUGAAGAUCCACAUGUCCAUCUAUCACGUUUCUCUCAGAUAUGUGACACUUUCAAAAUGAAUGGGGUUUCUGAAGAUGCAAUCAAAUUGAGGCUAUUUCCAUUUUCUUUGAAGGAUAGGGCAACAUCUUGGUUGGAUUCUAGGGCACCUGGUGCAUUCACUACUUGGCAAGCACUUUUUAAAGCUUUCCUUGCAAAAUAUUUUCCAUCUGGUAAAACGGCCAAAUUAAGAAAUAAGAUUGCCACUUUUUUCCAAAGGGAUGAUGAGUCUUUAUAUGAAGCUUGGGAAAGGUUCAAAGAUCUACAGAGACAAUGUCCCCAUCAUGGUUUGACUGACUGGCUAGUUGUUCAAACUUUCUCUAAUGGUCUUUCUCACUUGUUAAAAAGUAUUUUGGAUGCAGCUGCUAAUGGGUCAUUAAUGGGUAAAACAUUCGAUAUGGCUUUGCACUUGAUUGAAGAAAUGGCUUCUAACAGUUGUCGAUGGCCUAAUGAUAGAGCUAGUCAAAAAAGACAUUUGGGAGUACAUGAAGUGGAUGGAAUUACUAUGGUGAAUGCUAAGUUGGAUGCAUUGACAAAGAAAUUGGAGAGAUUAGAUAUAAAGGUUGUAAGAACUUCUAGUUGUGAGAAUUGUGGAGGAGAUCAUACGAGCUUUGUAUGCCAAAUGGGUACCCACUAUGCACAUGAGCCUACAAAUGAGCAAGGCGAUGCACAAGAUGAAGCAAUUAGACAACUUACUACUAAGGUGGAUCAAUUGGCCACACAUAAUAAGAUGCUUGAAGUACAAUUGGGCCAACAAGCAAGUACUUCCAAUUCUAGGGAAAUAGGAAAGCUAUCUAGCCAACCUCAAAAUCUAAGGGAGCAUUGUAAGGCAAUUGUCACCAGGAGUGGUAAACAAUUAGGUGAACCUAUAAGCAAGGUUGAAAAUGAGCUUGAUGAGCAAAAGGACAUUGAAAAGUCUAGUGAAGAAGAUACAUUGGAGAAAAAGGUUGAGGGAAAUAUCCAAGAAGCCCUUGAAAAGCAAGUUCCAUCCAAAACAUAUUCAACACCUUUGCCUUUUCCUCAUAGGUUCCAAAAGGCAAAGCUUGAUCAACAGUUUGGAAAGUUUUUAGAUGUUUUCAAGCAGAUACAUCUCAAUGUUCCUUUUAUGGAGGCUAUAACUCAAAUGUCGACGUAUGCCAAGUUUCUCAAAGAUAUCCUCUCAAAUAAAAUGAAACUUGAAGAAUUUGAAAUGGUGGCUCUCUUAAAAGAAUGCAGUGCCAUUUUACAAAAUAAGCUGCCACAAAAGUUUAAGGAUCCAGGGAGGUUUUCUAUCCUUUGUGUAGUUGGUAAAGAAUCUUUCGAAAAAGCUUUAUGUGAUCUUGGUGCAAGUAUAAGUCUAAUGCCUUUAUCUAUUUGCAGGAGAUUGGAGCUUGGAGAAUUAAAACCUACAACAGUGACCCUGCAAUUGGCAGAUAGAUCCAUAAAGUAUCCUAUUGAGAUAAUGGAAAAUGUGCCAAUUAAAGUUGGAAAAUUUUAUAUCCCCGUAGACUUUGUGGUUUUGGAAAUGGAAAAGAAUAUUCAAGUUCCUCUUAUUCUGGGAAGACCAUUUUUAGCCAUAGCAGGAGCAAUCAUUGACAUUAAAAAUGGAAAACUCACUUUUGAGAUUGGAGAUGAGAAAGUAGAGUUCAAUGUUUUUCAAAUGUCAAAGCAACCUAAUAUUGUGAAUUCUUGUUGUAGGGUUGACAUUAUUGAUGAUUGCGUGAAAGAAGUCUUUAUCAAGAAAUACCCUGAGGAUCCACUCGAGUCGUGUAUUAUUCAUGGAGCUUCAGUCAAAGAUGAAAAUAUGGAAAUUACAGUCUAUGCUCAACUUAUGGAAGUAAAUCCUAAGGUUGCUCCCAUUUUGAAUUUCAAGUAUGAAGAACUUGAGACAGGUAACCAUUCUCUUCUUUCUCUUAAAACGGAAGAUGCACCUAAGGUAGAUUCUAAACCACUUCCUGCUAAUUUGAGGUAUGCUUUUCUUGGCCCUAAUUCUACUUAUCUUGUGAUUAUAAAUGUUGAAUUAAAUGAUGAACAAGAAGAUAAGUUGUUUAGGGAACUUAGAGCAUAUAGAAAAAUCAUUGGUUAA
Molecule: messenger RNA, 2268 nt
Organism: Mangifera indica (mango)
Lineage: Eukaryota; Viridiplantae; Streptophyta; Magnoliopsida; Sapindales; Anacardiaceae
Exons: 2
Coding region: 1-2268 (755 amino acids)
Source: RefSeq, a predicted model, not a curated record